CCUCCACCACACACGCACAUUCUCCCAGCACAGCCAAACUCUGCUUCCCAUCACCAUGUCCAACCCCCGUGUUUUCUUCGACAUCACCAUCAACAACCAGCCUGCGGGCCGGAUUGUCAUGGAGCUCUUUGCCGACAAGGUCCCCAAGACGGCUGAGAACUUCCGCGCCCUCUGCACUGGUGAGAAGGGCGUUGGCAAGUCCGGAAAGCCCCUCCACUACAAGGGCUCUUCCUUCCACCGCGUCAUCCCCCAGUUCAUGCUCCAGGGUGGUGACUUCACCCGCGGCAACGGCACCGGUGGUGAGAGCAUCUACGGCGAGAAGUUCGAGGACGAGAACUUUGAGCUCAGGCACACCGGCCCCGGUAUCCUCUCCAUGGCCAAUGCUGGUCCCGGUACCAACGGCAGCCAGUUCUUCAUCUGCACUGUCAAGACGUCAUGGCUGGACGGCAAGCACGUCGUUUUCGGCCAGGUUGUCGAGGGCAUGGACGUUGUCCAGGCUGUUGAGAGGCAAGGCUCUGGCUCGGGCAAGACGAAUGCCCCCAUUACCAUUGCGAACAGCGGUCAGCUGUAAAUGUUUGUCUUGACUGCCAAGCCCCGCCCCGAGUAACGCGAACGGAUCAACGAUGACGACGAUUCACGACAUGAUCAAAAAAAGACUCGUUGCAUGGAGGAAUGAGGAGCAGCACGGGUCGCUCGUAGUACCAAGUAGGGAAAUGAUGUAGACUGUUGCGCAUU
Exserohilum turcica Et28A is the source of this 735-nucleotide messenger RNA. RefSeq lists its product as uncharacterized. Lineage: Eukaryota; Fungi; Ascomycota; Dothideomycetes; Pleosporales; Pleosporaceae. Gene Ontology annotation, biological process: protein peptidyl-prolyl isomerization; protein folding. Gene Ontology annotation, cellular component: intracellular membrane-bounded organelle. The coding region runs from base 56 to 571 and encodes 171 amino acids. The record is from RefSeq and is a predicted model, not a curated record. The transcript is spliced from 4 exons. Gene Ontology annotation, molecular function: peptidyl-prolyl cis-trans isomerase activity.